Molecule: messenger RNA, 675 nt
Organism: Hibiscus syriacus
Lineage: Eukaryota; Viridiplantae; Streptophyta; Magnoliopsida; Malvales; Malvaceae
Exons: 1
Coding region: 1-675 (224 amino acids)
Source: RefSeq, a predicted model, not a curated record
AUGAUUCAGCUUAUUCGAAACAUUCUUGCUGGAGAAGGUUCACUUUGGGUUGCUUGGAUAAACAAUUAUGUGAUUAAGAACAAAGAUUUCAGAGACUUGAGUGAAAGUCCUACUUAUAGUUGGGGCAUAAAUAAACUUUUAAAGAUAAGGACAGAGGCUCUUCCCAUUCUUAAUGCAGGUGCUUUUAAGACUAAAGAUAUAUGGGAAGAAAUUAGAGAUAAAAGAAAUAAGGUACCCUGGCAUAAAGUGGUUUGGUUUCCUCUCCAUAUUCUGAGGUUAAGUGUAAUUACUUGGAUGACUAUUCUUGAUAGGCUCCCAACUCGGGAGAGACUUUCUCGGAUGGGAAUUCAAACUGAUGGUCUAUGUGUCUUAUGCAAAGAGGAUAUUGAAACUAGGAAUCACUUGUUUAAUGAUUGCAACUUUGCUAUAUCCCUGUGGAAUUCAAUAUUGCAACUCACUCACUUGUGCAAAACCCACAUGUCUUGGGAAGCAAGAUUAGAUUGGUCUUGUAAAGACUGGAAGGGUAAAUCUCUUAUCUCUACCAUUUUGAAGAUAGCAUGGAUUGCAUACAUCUAUUUGAUUUGGGAGGAAAGAAAUAGGAGAAUCUUUCAAGGAAUGAAUCGAAACGUGGAUCAACUUUUGAAGAACAUCAAGGAGCUUGUCGAAUUCAACUAA